Messenger RNA from Diabrotica virgifera virgifera (western corn rootworm), 1095 nucleotides. RefSeq names its product cathepsin B-like. The transcript is spliced from 4 exons. Gene Ontology annotation, biological process: regulation of catalytic activity. The coding region runs from base 30 to 1019 and encodes 329 amino acids. The record is from RefSeq and is a predicted model, not a curated record. Gene Ontology annotation, molecular function: cysteine-type endopeptidase activity. Gene Ontology annotation, cellular component: lysosome. Lineage: Eukaryota; Metazoa; Arthropoda; Insecta; Coleoptera; Chrysomelidae.
GUUUUACCUCUAUAUUUUACAGAUCGAAAAUGAAGGCGACGUAUAUUAUUGUAUUAUUUCUACCUGUUGUAUUAAGUUCAGAAGUAUGCACAGAAGAUUUGGUAGACUUAAUAAAUAGUAAACAAAGCACAUGGGUUGCCCAUGACAAUUUUGAUGAAAACACAUCAAUCGAAGACAUACAAAUAUUACUAGGUGCAAAAAUAAGGGAUUCAAAUUUAAGAACUGCUAAGACAUUUAAACACAGUGAAAAUAUUAAAGUUCCCGAUUCUUUCGAUGCAAGGGAACGCUGGAAAGAGUGUUCAGAUGUUAUCAGCACAAUUGCUGAUCAAUCAGGUUGUGGAUCUUGCUGGGCAGUAGCUGCAGCUUCCGCAAUGAGUGACAGACGAUGCAUAGCAUCGAAUGGAAAACUUAAAAUUCCCAUUUCUGCUGAAGAUCUAAUGUCUUGUUGCUCUGACUGUGGAGAUGGAUGCAGUGGAGGAUACCCAGAUGCUGCAUGGGAUUAUUGGCACGAGACAGGAAUUUCUACAGGAGGUGUUUACGGCAGCAAACAGGGUUGUAGACCGUAUUCGUUAAAGCCAUGUGAACAUUAUGUAAAUGGUAACAAAGUGCCAUGCAGUAGUUUGCACUACAACACACCAGCUUGCACACACAAAUGUGACAAUCCCAGACUCAAUUAUGCAUCAGAAUUAACUUUUGGUGAAGGUUCAGUACAAUCUUUCAAGUCAGUUGAAGACAUUAAAAAGGAGAUAUUGACAAAUGGCCCAGUUGAAGCAAGUUUUUUGGCGUAUAAUGACUUCUUGUGUUACAAGACAGGUGUUUAUCAACAUGUUUCUGGCGAUAUUGCUGGUGGUCAUGCAGUAAGAGUUUUAGGCUGGGGAGAAGAAAACGGUACUCCCUACUGGUUGGUUGCUAAUUCAUGGAAUGAAGACUGGGGUGACAAGGGGCUGUUUAAAAUAAUUUUAGGAAGAAAUGAAGUAGAAUUCGAGAGUGGUAUGGUUGCAGCACUUCCGAAAAUAUAAUUAUAACAAAUUCUUAUUUGGUCAUUUUAUAUCUUCUUUUAAAUAAUAGUAAAUAAACUUUUUUAAAUCAAAACAA